This is a messenger RNA of Tachysurus fulvidraco (yellow catfish), 1556 nucleotides long. RefSeq names its product zinc finger and BTB domain containing 26 (gene zbtb26). The transcript is spliced from 2 exons. Gene Ontology annotation, cellular component: nucleus. Bases 166 to 1383 code for a protein of 405 amino acids. Lineage: Eukaryota; Metazoa; Chordata; Actinopteri; Siluriformes; Bagridae. Gene Ontology annotation, biological process: regulation of transcription by RNA polymerase II. The record is from RefSeq and is a predicted model, not a curated record. Gene Ontology annotation, molecular function: RNA polymerase II cis-regulatory region sequence-specific DNA binding; DNA-binding transcription factor activity, RNA polymerase II-specific; protein binding.
CAUAUGAUUGCGCCAUCGGGUGCUUACUAAAGUGCGCACUAUAAUACUAAAUAGUAUGUGAAAAUAGUACACAACCCAUAGGGGGCGUUGUACUUCAACAGCACUAUUUAGUAUGUUAGUAUGCGGUUUUAGAUAUAGCUGUUGUCUCAGGUACUGCAGGCAGCCAUGGCACAGGACGGGGUUAUUUUGCAAUUCAGUUUCGCCACAUUUGGUGACUCUAUGCUCCAGAAGAUGGAUAUGCUUCGAAAGGACAGACGUUUUUGCGACGUCAUUGUGCAUAUCAAUGACAUUGAGAUUCCUGGUCACAAAGUUGUGUUUGCUGCUGGCUCUCCUUUCCUCAGAGACCAGUUUUUCCUUCAGGACUCACAUGAAGUUGAAAUAUCAACACUGCAGGAUGCAGAAGUUGGACGGAGACUUCUUCUCUCUUGCUAUACAGGGACACUUGAGUUCCCGGAGCUGGAACUGGUCCACUAUCUGACUGUAGCCAGUUUCCUACAGAUGGGCCACAUUGUGGAGCAAUGCACAAAAGCCCUGAAUAAGUUUAUUAAGCCUCAGAAUGUUGAGGAUUCCCAUCGUUCUCAGCAGACUUCUAACAUUACCACUCAGCUACGAGAGCCACCAAAUAUACAAACAGUGUUCGAUGAUGAUGAAGAGGUGGACAACGUGAUUGAAGACGAUAACGAUGAUGACGUAAUCAUUGAACCAAGGUCGCCUCCUAUGUUUCAGAGGAAAUGCCAAGGAGAGGAAAGCCCCAUCAACAUCAUUAAAGUGGAAUCGGUGGACGAUCGAAUGCAGAUAUCUCAAAAUUUACAGAGUGGUCCUGCUCGGUCCCCUGCCCUGUGCUCCCCAGAGCCCCAGCAUUCACUCAUUAACUCGACCGUAGAGACACGGCCUGCUGAGAAUACCCCAAAUGCCACUCUUGACUAUGCACUCUCUUCACCCGGUCCCAGUGGCAUGGGAAAGGAGAAUGUGUGGAGCUGCUCUCGGAAUACGGACAAAGGCAUGCAAUGGUACCACCAGUGCCCAAAAUGUGCCCGUGUCUUCCGUCAGUUGGAGAACUAUGCCAACCACUUGAAGAUGCACAAGCUGUUUAUGUGCCUCCUUUGCGGCAAGACCUUCACACAGAAAGGGAACCUGCACCGGCACAUGCGCGUCCAUGCUGGUAUCAAGCCAUUCCAGUGCAAAAUUUGUGGAAAGACAUUCACGCAAAAGUGUUCGCUACUUGAUCAUUUGAACCUGCACAGCGGCGACAAACCACACCGCUGCAACUACUGUGAAAUGGUGUUUGCUCACAAACCUGUCCUGCGCAAACAUUUGAAACAGAUCCAUGGCAAAAACAGUUUUGACAAUGCCAAUGAAGGUAGCAUGCUUGAAGGGUUUUGAAUCUACUGCAUCUAAUAAAAAAUGAUGUAAAAUCUUUUUAAGGAUUCUAAAACAGAAAAUGGUCCUGUAUAUAUGGCAAGGCCUUGUAUGCACACUAAUGGUUAAUGUGUACCCAACAUAUGAACUCUGUUACUUGUAUUAUUGUGUAGUUGGUCAUUGUACUGUAUUCAACA